Messenger RNA from Rhizophagus irregularis DAOM 181602=DAOM 197198, 489 nucleotides. RefSeq lists its product as uncharacterized. The record is from RefSeq and is a predicted model, not a curated record. NCBI's taxonomy places the organism in Eukaryota, Fungi, Glomeromycota, Glomeromycetes, Glomerales, Glomeraceae.
AUGGCGCAAACACAAUCAAGUCAAACCAAUUAUCCAGUUAUUGAUAUAGAUCCACACUUUAAACGAGUAGUUAGAUAUUUUAGACCUUCAGAUUAUGUGGUAUGGGCAGGUGUUACUGCUUCCGGGCCUGCUUUUAUGUUAAUGAUGGAAAGAACAGGUGGUCCUUCAAAAGGGUUACCAAUAGCAUUAAAGCUCUCCACAGUGCUUGGUUUCUCAGCAGGAUUUUUACUUUCUUAUCAAAGAAGUAGUUUAAGAUUUUGGGGAUGGACAGAAAAUUCCAAAGAAAUGGAAAAAGAUAGAGAUGAAAUGGCUAAACUACUUGAAAAAGGUGAACCACUUUACGGGCCUGAGCACAUGGAUGAAUUUAAUCAAAAAGCUUCUUCGUGGUUUUCGAAAUAUUCUGCUUUGAAAUUUUCUUCUAUUCCUUGGUUUAAUUUCGCUAACCAUCGUUCACAUGGAGUUGAUCCAAAAAAAUAUGAAAAUAAUUAA